AUGACCGCGCUACAGGGGCUCUGGCCCGAGAUGCAGGACACCUGCACCUCGCUGGGGCUGAUGCUGUCGAUCGUGCUGUUCACGGGGCUGGCCCGCGUGGUCACCCGGCAGCAGCUGAACAGGCCCAUGGCCCACGCUUUCGUCUUGGAGUUUCUGGCUACCUUCCAGCUCUGCUUCUGCACCCAUGAACUGCAACUGCUGAGCGAGCAGGAACCCCGGCACCCCACCUGGCCGCUGACACUAAUCUACUUCUUCUCCUUGGUGCAUGGCCUGACUCUGGUGGGAACCUCCAGCAAUCCGUGCGGAGUGAUGAUGCAAAUGAUGCUGGGGGGGAUGUCCGCUGAGAUAGGUGGAAUGAGGCUGUUGGCUCAACUGAUGGGCGCCCUGUGCAGCAGGUACUGCGUGGGUGCCUUGUGGAGUCUGGAGCUGACCAAGUAUCACGUCAGGGACAGGAGCUUCGCUUGCAGGAAUCCCAUCCAAGUGGACUUGCCCAAAGCGGUCAUCAUAGAGGCCAUCUGCUCCUUUAUCUUCCACAGCGCUUUGCUGCACUUCCAGGAGGUCCGAACUCAGCUUCGUAUCCACCUGCUGUCAGCACUCAUCACCUUUUUGGUCUAUGCAGGAGGAAGUCUAACAGGAGCGGUAUUUAAUCCAGCUUUGGCACUUUCACUACAUUUCAAGUGUUUUGAUGAAGCAUUCCUUCAAUUUUUUAUAGUAUAUUGGCUGGCUCCUUCUUUAGGUAUAUUGCUGAUGAUUUUGAUGUUCAGCUUUUUCCUUCCAUGGCUGCAUAACAAUAAUACAAUUAACAAAAAGGAAUAACUAUUCCAAAAGACUCGGACUAAGUUACAGGACGG
Messenger RNA from Sus scrofa (pig), 851 nucleotides. RefSeq names its product aquaporin 11 (gene AQP11). Gene Ontology annotation, molecular function: channel activity. Lineage: Eukaryota; Metazoa; Chordata; Mammalia; Artiodactyla; Suidae. Gene Ontology annotation, cellular component: membrane; cytoplasm. The record is from RefSeq and is marked provisional. Gene Ontology annotation, biological process: transmembrane transport.